This is a messenger RNA of Exserohilum turcica Et28A, 1944 nucleotides long. RefSeq lists its product as uncharacterized. The record is from RefSeq and is a predicted model, not a curated record. Gene Ontology annotation, molecular function: ferric-chelate reductase activity. Gene Ontology annotation, cellular component: plasma membrane. Gene Ontology annotation, biological process: copper ion import; intracellular iron ion homeostasis; iron ion transport. NCBI's taxonomy places the organism in Eukaryota, Fungi, Ascomycota, Dothideomycetes, Pleosporales, Pleosporaceae. The coding region runs from base 39 to 1886 and encodes 615 amino acids. The transcript has a single exon.
AAUACCUCGAUGCCGUCUAUGCCGCUCACGAGACGUCCAUGAUCUUCACUUUCAUCAUGUGGGCUGUUCUCGGCGCCAUCCUGCUUGUGAUUAUCCUAUCUCGACUUGCGCGCCCAAAGAAGCUGGACGGCGCGAGACAGGGCUUUGUAUAUCGCCUAACAAGACUGGCAUCGUCGGCCGUCCGGCGUUAUCUCGUGCCCGAGUGUUCAAAGGUAUUCAGGUAUACUACAAGACUGCAGGUUCUGAUUCUCGCGCUAUUCUGUGUCUACCUCACAGCCUUCUCCUUCGCCGGUAUUACAUACAAGACGUGGAUUACGCCGAUCAAAGGUAGCGAUCUGCACAACACGCGGAGUGGUGUCGGUGGCUUCGCCGACCGCGUCGGUGCCUUUGCCUUUGCGCUGACCCCUCUGACUAUUGCGCUGUGCACCCGCGAUUCGAUCCUCAGCAUGCUCACGGGCAUCCCCUACCAGAGCUUCAACUUCUUGCACCGCUGGACAGGCCGCAUCAUUCUUGUUCAGUCAUUUGUUCACGCCAUCAUCUGGUCAGUUAUCGAAGGAAAGCUUUACCAGCCGCAACCUACUACCUACGUCAAGUGGAUCAGUCAAAAGUACAUGAUUUGGGGUUGCAUUGCACAAGGAUUCAUUACCUUUUUGUUCGUCUUCAGUCUCCGGCCCGUAAUCCGCUGGACAGGCUACGAGUUCUUCCGCAAGUCGCACCUUGUUGUUGCCGGCCUUUACAUUGGAGCUUGCUGGGGCCAUUGGGAAAAGCUGUCGUGCUGGAUGAUUGCCUCGCUUGCCAUUAUGGGCAUCGACCUUGUUGCCCGAACUGUUCGCACCAUUCUGAUCCAUACGGGCUACAAUCAAGGAGGUUUCGGCUUCCGAUCUGUGCCAACCACCAUGGAGAUUUUCAAGGACCCUACAGGAACGAUUGUCCGCAUGACCUUUUCUCACAAGCACGGCGCAUGGGCAAUUGGCCAGCACUUCUACCUCACGUUCCCUGCGCUCAACAUCUGGCAGUCGCACCCGUUCACGUCAGCGUCAAACCCGAACAGCUCCUCUGCGGUGCAGAACCACACCUACAUUAUCCGCGCCUGCAAGGGCGAAACGGCCAAACUUGCUGCUCUCGCCGAGGCUGCUGCAAACUGCUACCCGCGCCUCCAAGCUUCUACGCCCGUCAUCAUGAUGGGGCCAUACGGCAGCUCCAUUGUGAACAACGAGGUGUCCAACAUACUCGCAAUCGCUGGUGGCACAGGCAUCACCUACACACUCCCCGUCAUCAUCAACGCACUCUCGGACCUAUCGCCCGCGCGCAACAUUGAACUGGUUUGGACCGUGCGCCACUUGGAGAAUCUCGCGUGGAUUGCACCCGAACUCGCUUAUCUCAAAUCUCAGCUCAGCGCAAACCGCGGUGGAUCUCGCUUGUGUCGCGAUGCAGCGAAAGAGGAUGACGCACAAGUUGCCCGUGUACACACACAUAAGCGCUUCCGCAUCAGCAUCUUCGUUACGCGACCUGAGACCAGGAAGCAGCCGUCCCGAUUGGAUGGCGACAGCGGCAAGGACAAGGACUACGGCGAUGGCGGAUCCCUGGCAAACGUUUCCUCGAUUGACUCGGUGGACACGGAUAGCCAGCUUGAAGAACUGUGCAGCGUGUGCCCAAACUUCAGCAUCACAUGGCUGAACAAUGCACGGCCCAACGUGGCGUCUCUAGUCGACACGUUUAUGCACGGGACAGUGGACAGCGGCAGGACGCAGGUUGUUGGCUCUGGACCGCCGGACUUGGGCACGCAGAUUCGCGGAGCUGUUGCCGCACAGAAUGCUCCUGGAAGCGUAUGGCGAGGCGACGAGCGCGGUGACGUCGAGUGUGUGUGGGAUGACCGCAUGGGAUAGGCGGUGGUGGACAGAACAUGGUUGAUUUCGGCUGUAAAUAUUAUCUCGAACGUCGCCC